UCACACUUCCCUCUCUCCGUCGGCACCUCUCUCCCCCGCUUCCCUUAUGGCUUCCCAUAAUUCACAAUCGACGCCUCUCUCCUCCACUUCACUGACGACUGCCGGCAGCUCAGUCGGCACCGGUGACGUCUCCUUUCUCUCCCCAGCGAUGAUAAAUCUUCUCUCUCCCCAGUCAACGAUAUCUCCUUCUCUCUCUCCAGUCGGUGACAUCUCCCACAGUCCCGACUCAAACACUCACCCAACUCAGGCAGAAACUUGUCUCCCACCCCCGUGUGAACUCUGCCACCCUCGCUGACACUCUCCAAAUCUCCGUCGAUCAUGCUAGGCUCGUUCUCGACACUCUCAUCUCGGUUCUCCACUCUGAGACAGACUCUUUUGUCAAGGCCCAACCCGGAGAGAUUGACUCCGUCGGAGCUGAUUUGCGUGAUCUGAUAUUAUUUUUAUAUAUACAAUCGUAUAAGAGGUUGUUACCUAGGACUCAUAAGGACUCUGCUGCCGUUACCGAUGUCUGGCUGUCCAUCUCAGCUUUCGAUGGGUUCCUGUCGGCUUUAUCGCCACUUCAGAAAUAUUGGUUUGGUUUAGUUGGUCGAUUUGCAAAUGCUGUCAAAUUCUAAUUGGUACGCAAAGUACAAGAUUUACUUUGAAUGAAAAGAUGAGCAGAUGCGGAGAGUCAUACAUGGUUGGUGCAUGGUAGAUUUACUGUGUAAUCAAUCCUGGAAAAUUUUCAGAUUGGUCUUGCUUUGGUGAGGACACUACUAUAUGCUACAAGGCUUGCUACCUGUAAGCUUGGAAAAGUACAAGAUUCAUGCGUGUACCGUGACACAGAGCAGUAUCCUGGAUCGACAAGUGUCAAUGGAGUCCUAGCCUUGCAACUUGGUUCUCCUGUCUACUUUGCCAUCUUUGAAUGAAAAGCACUUUUGUAAGAAACGAUGACUUGUCUCUUGAUAUGCCUUUAGAUAGCGAUGUCUUUAGAGUACCUCCUGGUUAUAAUGCUCCUCAACAGGUUCAUAUAACACAAGGGGAUUAUGAAGCAAACAGUGUGAUUGUCUUUUGGGUCACUCCAGAUGAACCCGGUUCACGAACAAUGAUUUAUUGGGCUGAAAAUAGUGAGCUCAAGAAUCGUGUAGAUGGCUUAGUUGUUAAGUACAAGUACUUCAAUUAUACUUCUGGUUACAUUCAUCACUGCACCAUCAAGGAUUUGGAGUUUGACACUAAAUAUUACUAUCAGGUUGGUACUGGAAAAGCAAGCAGGCGAUUUUGGUUCAUCACCCCUCCUAAAUCUGGCCCAGAUGUUCCUUAUACUUUUGGCCUUAUAGGGGAUCUUGGCCAAACCCAUGACUCCAAUCAAACGCUUACCCAUUAUGAGUUUAAUCCUAUAAAGGGACAGACAAUAUUGUUCGUUGGAGACCUGUCCUAUGCAGAUGAUUAUCCAUUUCAUGACAAUGUGAGGUGGGAUACAUGGGGAAGGUUUAUUGAAAGGAAUGCUGUCUAUCAGCCUUGGAUUUGGACCGCAGGGAAUCAUGAACUUGAUUUUGCACCUCAAUUUGGUGAACCUAUGCCCUUCAAGCCUUAUUUGCACAGAUAUCAUGUCCCAUAUACUGCAUCUGGAAGCGCAUCUCCUCUUUGGUAUUCCAUAAAGAGAGCCUUAACAUAUAUCAUUGUCAUGUCCUCUUACUCAGCAUUUGGGAAGUACUCUCCACAAUACAAAUGGCUAGAACAGGAGCUGCCUAAAGUGUAGGUGUUACUUCCAUAGAUACAACAGGCAUCGAAACACUCAUUGAAAUAAGCAAAAUGUUGCAAGCAAAAAGCAUUAAGUUUGCAGAAACUUGUAGAAGACCAAAAUCAUAUGAUAGCUCAAAUGCGUGAUGAACUACAGGCAGCGAAGAUGGGACAGCAGUCUUCCUCAUUGAUACCAUCAUCAUCUGAUAUUCAUCCGGCUAAUAGAUUUCUUGGUGAUUCACAUAUGGAUUAGCAUGAUGUCAUUUCUCACUGACUUAAAUAAUAUAUUUUAUGAUAUGAAUUUUAUACUAUUUGGAUCCAUUAUGUAUUUUGAGAUAUUUUAAGUUUCUUGGUGUUGAACUAUAAUAAUGUUUUGGACUUUUA
Manihot esculenta (cassava) is the source of this 2103-nucleotide messenger RNA. Its product is annotated as purple acid phosphatase 2. NCBI's taxonomy places the organism in Eukaryota, Viridiplantae, Streptophyta, Magnoliopsida, Malpighiales, Euphorbiaceae. Bases 905 to 1738 code for a protein of 277 amino acids. The transcript has 8 exons. The record is from RefSeq and is a predicted model, not a curated record. Gene Ontology annotation, molecular function: acid phosphatase activity; protein binding; metal ion binding.